AUGGAAAAAAGUGAGAUAAAAAAAUCAUCACAUCAAAUGUCAGAAGAAUUUUUCUUAGAACAGAACAAUAAUCAUAUUAAUAUUGGACGACAACAACAUCAAUAUCGUACACCUUUGAUACGACAUAAACGAGGAGGUUUGUUUUCAACAGCUGGUGCCUAUUGUUUAAAUCGUACUAAAAGUUUUCAUGUUCAAUCGCAAGCAUUAACAGCUACAACAGAAGGGAUGAUACAUCAAUCACCACCUCCGCCACAAAAUUUAGAUCGUAAAACCUAUUUUAAAUAUCAAAAACAUAAUCGUAAUCAAUCUUUGAUAAAUAAUAUUAAUUUAGCCCGUUCAUUACCAUCUAAUAUGCAUCAUUUAAUACCGUCACAUCAUCAACAACAAUUACCAUUAUUACAACCAUCGGUAAUAAUGAAUCCAUCGUUUGAGUCAUUUAAUUCUACUCAAAGUCAUCAUAAUCAGAGUGAACUUAUACCAACAUCAUCUGAUUUAUAUUUAAAUAAAAAAACUUCGUCCAUUAGUAAUAACAAUAAUAGUAAAGGGAUGUUAAAUACAUUACGUCGAUCAUUAAGGAAAAAUAAAGAGCGUUUUUAUAAUAAACGAUCAUCUACAGUGAAAUCGUAUAAUUCCAUAGGUGAUGCGUGUGGUGAACAACAAUCGCCAGAUAUUAAUUGUCGACAACAUUAUGCAAAUAAAACUCCAUCAUUAUAUCAACCAUCAUUUAUUGUGGAAGUAUCGAACGAAUAUGAAGAUAACAGAUUGCCACUACAAGCCCCAUUGGCAAAUGGUCGACUUGGUGACCGAACUCGAAUAGUUCAACCCAAUCAAUAUCUGCCACCUACAACAUCGGUGAAUGGACUAUCGCCUCUCAUUCCUAUUCAUCACAAUGGUCCCAUACUAAAAUCAUCUUCACCAUCACCGACAACAAUAGCCUCAAUAGUUACAUUUACUCCUACACUAUCUAUAUCAUCGAAUACAAAUGGCAACGUUAUUAUUCCGAAUAUUAAAUAUAAUAAUUUAUUAGCAAAUACGAAUAAUAAUAACAAUAACAAUAAUACGGCAAUUAUAGAAACAGACAAUAAUGUGGAAAAAGAAAAAUUAAAAAAUGAUCUACAAUUAUUACGUAAUGAACUACAAAAAUCAAAAGAAACAAUAGCACGUCUUCAAAAAAGUGAAGAACAAAUGAGAGAAAGAUUAGCUGAACAAGCACAACGUCAGAUUGAAAAAGGUGGUAAAUUUGAAGAUUUAAAUCAGUUAACACGUCCAACAGAAUUAAUUCGUUCAUAUAAUGCACUCUAUUCACAAGCAAGAAUUGAUGCUUUGGAUGCACUCGAUAAUGUGUCCGAAAUGUCCGAUGCUGAAGAUUUGAAAUCAAAAUUAUUAUUUUCAGUUGUUGUUUUAGCUUUUCGACAUGCUCAAAUACAAGCAAAAGAAAUUCGUUCAAAAAUAAAACAAAUAUUACAAUUAACAAGUGAUAAAAGUUCAACAUUACUCGAAGAAACAAUUGAAAAAUAUCUACGGAGUACGAUACAAAAAUAUGAUGUUGCAAAAAUUACCUAUGAAGUAGAAAAUCAAUUAUGGACAACAUUAUACGAUUAUCCAGCGUUAAAAUGUUGCAAUGAAUUAAUCAAAUACAUUACGCAAUCAUGUAGAACAGCGUGGGGUUUGGUAAAUCAUCAAUUUUUAAUUGAAUUUCAAAAUAUUAAAUAUGAUAAAUUACUUCAUGAACGAUUUCAUACGUCGGAUAAUGAAAGUGAAACAAUUAGUGAAUAUAUAUGGCCAUGUUUAAUCGAUAGUAGAGAUCGUACAUGUGUGGCUAAAGGAGUCGUUAUUACAGAUGACCGUUAUUUAUCGAAUAUAUCGUCGUAG
Molecule: messenger RNA, 1872 nt
Organism: Didymodactylos carnosus
Lineage: Eukaryota; Metazoa; Rotifera; Eurotatoria; Philodinida; Philodinidae
Source: the annotation of a GenBank genome assembly